AUGGAGAUCUCUUCCCAUCAGUUUCACCUCCUCGAGCAGCUCAACGAGCAACGGAAGCAAGACUUGUUCUGCGACUGCAACAUCCUGGUGGAGGGAAAGGUCUUCAAAGCACAUCGCAAUGUGCUGUUUGCCAGCAGCGGCUACUUCAAAAUGCUCCUUUCGCAGAGCUCCAAGGAGACGAGCCAGCCGACAAUUGCUAAUUUUGAGGUCUUCUCUCCAGAGACAUUUAUGGUUAUCCUGGACUUCGUCUAUUCAGGCGUAUUGUCUUUAACCGGUCAGAAUGUGAUCGAAGUAAUGUCGGCUGCUAGCUACCUGCAGAUGACCGAUAUUCUUAAUGUCUGCAAGACGUUCAUUAAGUCCUCGCUGGAUAUUAAUGAAAAGGAAAAGGAUCAUUACCUCAGCCUUUCGGCCAAAAGCACAAACAACGAGCCUGCCCGUCCAUCUAUCUAUCGGUCAAGAAGGAAAGCAAAGAGCAACCCAAGGCGCUCCUAUUCCAUCCCAGAUGAAAAGGCAAAUACAGUGAAUGAAAAUUCCUGGAGCAGUUACAGCUGCCUGUCCUCACAGGUGAUUCUUCAGCGGGCAGAAACGCAGCUGUCGAAGAGAGGGAGAAAACAGGGCUCGACGAGAAAGCGCCGAAAGCACCUCGGACUGUCACAGGCCCGUGAUUUUGAGCAGCACAAAUCGAGCAAAGCCGAGAGGGCCGGCGGAGGCUGCAGCGCGUCAGAGUCCAGCCACGUCUCUCGGGUUAGGGAGGAGGCUGAACUGGACGCUGAGAAUGACGUUGAUGAGGGUGAUUACGGAUAUAAUCGCGAAUCGGAAGUGAUACCAAAGAGGUGGCCAGAUGACCUACCUCGGAUGCGAUUCAAGUGCCCCUUCUGCACGCACACAGUGAAGCGACGCGCAGACCUGAAGCGACACCUCCGCUGCCACACAGGGGAGCGACCGUACCCUUGCGAAGCGUGUGGGAAAAGGUUCACCCGACUGGAGCAUUUACGGAACCACUUCCAAACGAUACAUCAAGCUGGCAAACUGAUCUGCAGAAAAUGCAAGCGUCACGUAACUGAAUUAACAGGAUGUGUUGUUCAGCAAGGAACAAGACGCUACAGACUGUGCCACAAGUGUCUAGCAGAAGCUAAUUUUGACAGCAUCCCUGACGAUUUAGAUGCAGAACACUCUCCUGUCUCCUCCUCGGGAAACAAACAUUCCAAAUGGGCUUUGGAGGAGGAACAGAAAUCAGAUGAAGAGACAAUGGAGGAGGAACCGUAUAAUUUGGUUGUCCGACACGUUAAAGAUGAUGUUCCAGAUGAGGCAGAUGAAAAGGUGAAACCAAAUCUGAGGUAG
Messenger RNA from Tauraco erythrolophus (red-crested turaco), 1341 nucleotides. Its product is annotated as zinc finger and BTB domain-containing protein 8A. Gene Ontology annotation, molecular function: protein binding; RNA polymerase II cis-regulatory region sequence-specific DNA binding; DNA-binding transcription factor activity, RNA polymerase II-specific. NCBI's taxonomy places the organism in Eukaryota, Metazoa, Chordata, Aves, Musophagiformes, Musophagidae. The record is from RefSeq and is a predicted model, not a curated record. Gene Ontology annotation, biological process: regulation of transcription by RNA polymerase II.